AUGAAAGAGCCUUCGCAACUCGGUCAGCUGUGCUGCAAAAUUCUGGUGUUGAAUUCAGUGAAGGCGGGUCCGCAAGACUUUUUCAAGCUUUGUACGAUGUUUGUCUCAGACGAUAGCUUUCGCUUGAUUCUAUCGAAUUUCAAGAAACGUCUCACACAAAAAGAGCAGGAUGACUUCCAGUUCGCAACCUUGGACGACGUACGGCUGGAGAUGGCUCGCAUUCAACGAGAACAGGCUACUAGAAAAGAGAUGAUGAACAUGCCUCGGAUUCAGUCUUUCCUCGAAGCCAUGGAACAGUUCGGCAAAGUGAUCGAGGUUUUCCUGAAUACGUCAGAGUUCGUGGCCUUCAUCUGGGGGCCUAUGAAGUUUGUCCUGCAGGUAGCGAGCACUUGGGCCGAAUCCUUUGACAUCCUACUCGGCGCCUAUGAGCAGAUUGGAAAUCAAAUCCCUCUACUGCAGCAAUUUCAAGCGGUUUUUGAUAAGAGCCCGCACAUGAGAAGAGUCCUGGAGAUGAUAUACUUUGAUAUCCUCGAAUUUCACAAGCGUGCAAUACGAUUCUUUUCCGGCCCUGUUUGGCGUCAAGUAUUCCGCUCUGCAUGGAAAGACUUCAAGACCAGAUUCCAGCACAUCUUGGACGGGUUACGCCAACACAGCGAACUGCUUGAGAGCCAAGCGAAUCUACUUCACAUCCAACAAUAUCGGGCCGAUAGAUUGGCUAUGCUUGAUCGUUUAGACAAUAUGGAAGAAGCCCAGCGCCAGGAAAACUACGUCACGAUUAUGAACUGGGUCUUUGGCGCGAACACGAAGUCGGACCACGAUUUUGCAUGCGCGGCGCGUAGUGAAUACCCGGAGAGCGGGCGCUGGAUUCUGAGGAAUUCCAAGCUCCAAAAUUGGAAAGAAGCUGACACGCCCGUAUCCUCUAUAUUGUGGCUGAAUGGAAUACCCGGCGCAGGCAAAACCGUCCUUGCCUCUGUUAUCAUUGAGAGCUGUCUGCAUGCCACAACGUCUACGACUAGCUUUUUCUACUGCAAAGACGGUGAUUCGGACAAGAACUGCUUCCUUUCAAUUCUGAAAGGCCUGUUGAGCCAGCUUAUUUUUCAUUGUCGUCAUUUGAUUCCUUUCUGCUACGACAAAUACCUGGCCAGCGGUGAGUUGACCCUAGUCUCCACAAGUCUGGCAAAACAGCUUUUGGAAUUGUUUUGCCAGGAGAUUCACAAGCAAUGUAUCAUUAUUGAUGGGUUGGACGAAUGCAAGGAGUCGGAGCGGAAAUCGAUUCUACAAUUCUUUACCUCAGUGAUAGAUCGAUACGAUCUGAAGGAACCAGGAAGAAUACGUGUGCUAUUCAUCAGCCAGGUUGAGAACGACAUCGAGAAGGCUCUCUCCGCCGCAGAAGUCAUAGCUCUUGAACCCUCAGACAACGAAAAUGACAUCAGGUCGUUUGUGCUCAAGGAGACCAAGGAGAUCCAGCGGAAGCAUGAUCUCGACAAUCACCAGGUUGAUUAUAUAGUGGAUUCUACUUGUAGAAGAGCAAAAGGGAUGUUUUUGUUUGUCAAAUUGGUCAUGUCCAACCUGUAUGCGCAACCUACACGGCAGCACCUCCAAGAGGAGAUCAAGGUAACGAGAUUCCCGCAGGGGCUCGAACAAGCGUACCAGAGAAUUCUGAGCCGCAUAGCACAUAACUCAACCCCUGCAGAGUGGACGAUUGCAAGAAAGCUCCUUGGGUGGAUGAUUUGCGCCGUAAGGCCUCUGAAGUGGCAUGAGAUACAAGGAGCAAUAUCAAUUGACCCAAUUUCGCAAACUGUCAACUUUGAUGAUCGGAGACUGCGAAUUCAUAUUCGCGAUAUCUGCGGAUCUCUAAUUGUAUUGCGGCCUGGCGAUAGGAUCGAACUGGUUCACAGCACAGCCAAAUUUUUUAUUGCUAAUACCGGCUACGUACGUACACCAAUAGUUCAAUGCGAUCUUACGGCCCUGUGCAUACAAUAUCUCACUUUCGAAUGCUUCGAUGACGAUAUCAGCCAAGAGAAACUCGUUGAAUUUGCGAUUGGAGGAUACUUUGCGUUUCAGGACUACGCAGUUGCAAAUUGGGCACAUCACUUCCUUGCGAUGAUAGAAGCAGAGCAGUCUCACUCUGCUGCAGAGUCCGAUAUAGAGGAGACCAUGGAGGAGCUCGGGAAUGCACUCAAUGACUUUACCGUAAAAUUUCAGGAAGAGUUUGUCCAGGAAGAGAUUGUGCACACUUCUGGGAAAGCUUGCAAAGCCUUUCAACAGCGCAAUUUUCAUGCAAGCCUACAAUUGGUGUGGAAUCAUGUGGAUCAGCACCAGAACAAGGGAUUCGAGGCAAGAAACAAUGUCAGUCUGGAAAUCCUAGGCAAGGCCUUCGCCCGCAAUAGAAAACUGCUCGAAGAGCUUACGUUCUCUACAAACUGCUCGUCCAACAGACAGAAGAAUUUAGAAUCCUUUUACGGCGACAAGCGAUACAAAUGUCCUAAACUUACCUGCUUCUAUUUUCAUGAAGGUUUCCAAGACGCAAAGUGCCGGGAUCUACACAAGAACCGCCACGAUCGCCCGUUUCAAUGCACUUUCCCUAAUUGUACAAUGGUCGAGUUUGGGUUCAAGUCGUCAAAAGAAGUGGACAAGCACAUGAAGGCCUACCAUCCUGAUGAGAACGAUGAGGCAGUCACCUUUACGGCAGCAAAUACGGUACGAGCCUCGACGCCAUUCGCAUGCUCUGUUUGCGAGAAAAGGUUUACUCGCGGCUUUGCUCUACGAAACCACAUUCGAAGUCACAAUGCUGAACGUCCAUUCGCUUGCUCCUUGGGGUGCGGCAAGGCUUUUACGCGAGCUAACGAUUGCAAAAGACACGAAAAAACCGUUCAUGCGAGACGGUGA
This is a messenger RNA of Endocarpon pusillum Z07020, 2889 nucleotides long. RefSeq lists its product as uncharacterized. The record is from RefSeq and is a predicted model, not a curated record. Lineage: Eukaryota; Fungi; Ascomycota; Eurotiomycetes; Verrucariales; Verrucariaceae. Bases 1 to 2889 code for a protein of 962 amino acids. The transcript is spliced from 7 exons.